Molecule: messenger RNA, 938 nt
Organism: Salvia miltiorrhiza (redroot sage)
Lineage: Eukaryota; Viridiplantae; Streptophyta; Magnoliopsida; Lamiales; Lamiaceae
Product: mitochondrial inner membrane protease ATP23-like
Exons: 2
Coding region: 238-819 (193 amino acids)
Biological process (GO): mitochondrial proton-transporting ATP synthase complex assembly; mitochondrial protein processing
Cellular component (GO): extrinsic component of mitochondrial inner membrane
Molecular function (GO): metalloendopeptidase activity
Source: RefSeq, a predicted model, not a curated record
AAAUAAAAUUUAAGAUUAAAACUCAGCCCAAAAUUCUCGCUCCCGCCCGCUUCUCUCUCACUCUCUCGCCGCCGCCGCCGCCGCCCCGUCUCCUCUGGCAGCAGUCCGCCCAGCUGCACCGCAGCACUAGUCCAGUCCGGCAGACGGCAGUCCGCCUCCGUCAGCCAGCAUUGGUUUUCCUAUCACAUUAUUACACUCUCUAUCCCAUAACAGAAAUAGUGAACUGCUACUGAAAUCAUGGGAGACGAUCCGCUAUCAUCUGGUGGUGGGGGGUCCUCCUCGGCCUCUGCCGGAAUGACGUUGGGGGAAUGCCAGGAUUUGAUCCAGAAAAGUUUCACAAAUCCAAUGGUGAAAUUUCUGAUGGAGAAUUUGGAGAAAUCUUGUUGCGGCAUCGGAAGCAAUUUCAUAAAGGCGGAAAAUUGCAAAGAAAAUGCUGCUGGUGGAUUCGCCAGAGGAAUAGGUAUAGUAAUAUGCAGUAAUCAUUUGCAAUUUCAAGAUGAGGUGGAUCAAACAGUGAUUCACGAGCUCAUUCAUGCAUACGAUGACUGUCGUGCUGCUAAUCUCGACUGGACUAAUUGCGCUCAUCAAGCCUGCAGUGAGAUUCGAGCAAAUCAUCUUAGUGGUGAUUGUCAUUUUAAACGAGAGCUUCUCCGUGGCCAUCUAAAGAUAAAGAGGCAUGAGCAAGAAUGUGUGAAGCGAAGAGCAAUCAUGUCUGUAACUGCAAAUCCAUGUUGCUCGGAAGUAGCAGCAAAGGACGCGAUUGAAUCUGUUUGGAGUACUUGUUAUAAUGAUACAACACCCUUCACUAGGCCUCCUUGACUCCAGCUCUAGAUUCUUUCUUGCUUACUUGAUGAUUUCUCACUUCUCGUUCGAUUCUUUUUUGUUACUUUAAACAUCAUUGUAUUGUAUCUCAACACAUAAAUAAUCUCAUUUAAAAA